This is a messenger RNA of Sclerotinia trifoliorum, 876 nucleotides long. Lineage: Eukaryota; Fungi; Ascomycota; Leotiomycetes; Helotiales; Sclerotiniaceae. The record is from the annotation of a GenBank genome assembly.
UUAAAGUCAAAAGUCAAACACAUCCCCAAAAUACAUUCCCCAGACACACUCCACAAUCGCAAACCACACUCUUAAACCACUUUAAAUUUAUCGCAGUCUUCAAAAAAUAAUCCUGUCAGAAUGGGUACCAGUGGGCUUCUCGUCUUUGUCCUCGGAACACAACGUCGAGCAACUUAUUGUCAUUACGAUUCAUAUCCCACCGGUCUCGGUCAAGAUAUCGUCGACUUCAUCCUCAAGUUGAAGCCUGAACAGUAUGCUAUUAUGAACCAAAAUCUUGAAAAGCUCGAAGUAUGUCUAACUCAUCUGGCGUCUUGAACUGCAUACUCUUGUCAUGAAUAUUAGCUGACAGAAUAUAUAGUGGGUCGGGAGGGAUGUCCAGGUUCCCAAGGAUCUUCAAGAGAAAUAUCAGAAACUCGGCUACUCCGAACCAAGUGGCGACGAACGAGCGACAGAAUGGUAUUGGAUUCUUCGAAAACUUCAAGGAGCACAAGCACUAAAGCCUAUCUUGGAUGGUGAACUUGAGCAUUUGGUGGAAGUGAAGCUCAACGAUUAUAUACCCGCAUUCUCCUACUUUGUCGAUUUCAAAGAGAUGACCUUGGAGACACGCACCUACGACAAAGUAGUGGAUAAAGUGAGCUUUCAGACGUUGGCGGAGUUGAAGAGGGAUUAUAUGAAGAAUCUAGAGAAGAAGUUGGAUAAUGAGUAGGAAUUGAGGUAUCAGGCCAAUAGGCAGUGAUGUGGAGUAAAGUCCGCAGAUUUUGAUCGCCAUAGGGAGAGCUUGUGUUGGAAAGGGGUUUCAAAUUGCGUUUGUUUGUAAUGUAAAUCAAAUGGGUUCAAUAUCUGCCUCGUUUCUUGUCGCCAUAGGUUACAUUCAAG